AUGGACGACAGCCACAUGGCCGAAGUGCUGACCCUAGAUCUUCGAAGGGUUUGGACAUGCGGUUCGGGAAAAACGGUCACGAAGCGGCAUAAUAAACGACAUCCCUCGUCGGAAGACGACCAACAGGGCGGGGACGAGGAGCAGGCUGGCGACACUGUUUCUGACUCGUCGUUGCCAACAGACUCUACCAGUACUGGCCCAAGGCAGGCACCUGACGCCACAGACAUGACGGCGGCUUCGGACCUGUCGCCCAACUCGGACGAGGGGUUGAGCUUGGACCGGCAGCCGUCGCUGACAGACCUCCGCUCGCUAGACAGCGAGAGCGACUCCCUGGCGGCGGCGAUGCAGCCCCUGCCGAGCCGGCGCCGCCAGCAGGGCUCGAACGACACACCGCUCAGCGGCCACAGGAUCCACCAGUCGCAGUCGCCGCCACACCACCGACUGGACCAUCCGUUCUCCGGGCGGCAAAUGUCGGCCAGCACGACCUUCCACGGGCUGCCCUCUCUGCCCGGCUACACGGAGCGCAAAGGCGGCGGCGGCAGCGGGGGCGGCGGCGGCAGCAGAGGCGGCAAGGACGCCCCGGAGGCUCCCCGUGGCUCGCGCCACAGCGACGGCCACCACCAACGCGCAGCCACGUCUGCCGUGCCGCCGCCUGUCGACUACCAAACCUGGUCCAGGAAAAUUGUCGAACUGCAGCAGAUGAGCGACUCGUUGACCCGAGGCAUUGCCAACUUCAUCCGCAUCGCAGCGUCUUCUGAUCCGCAGUACGAGGGUGCAGUGCCCCCCCUAGUUCCGAACGACCGUCACGGUUCGACCGCCGAGAGUUACUUCACUAGGAACACCUUUGACACUCCGUCGUCUGCCGCAACCUACCGUACCGUUUUCUCCCGCACCGGCUCUGCCUCAGAUAAUGAACGUCACAUCGAUACGACAAACUCGGCGCGAGAUAACUGCGCGGCUUCUCGUGUGAGUUGCACUGUUACUCCUUCUGACAUUCCCACUUCAGCUGACAGGUACGAAAAGGCGAGUCGUUCGGAAAGAGAGAGGGUCUCGGGGUCGCCGGCGACCCUCCGUUGUGGCAGCUACCUGUACCGCGACCACGGCGGCAUUCGGGGACCGCCGCAAGCCGGCCUCGGUGAUACGGUCGACAGUUUCGUCACGAUUGCCACCAUUCCGCCGUUGGGCGGAGUGGGACUCGACGCGAACGAAGCUCUGAAACGGCAAAGCGCCGAGGUUGCGGGCGACGUCGGCGGCUACAGGCCAGGCGCGGUGUUCCCUGCUAGGCGCCAGUGCACCGGAGAGAGCGGCGAUUUUGAACCGCCCGGCCGACUGGUCAACUCCGAAACUACCAGUUCUGUGGAAAUGGGCCACUGCUCUCGCAACUGUAUUUGCAAAGAAGAUUGCUCGUAUGGACCGCGAAUUAGCACCGAGGUCUAUCCGAAGGACUUACCGACUGUUACCCUUUUUGAGCGCACUGACGACGACGUAAGGAAAUGUACAGACAGCGCAGUCGGUGUGAAUUUUCGCGCAACAGAAGAAGUCGUUUCCGAGGAAGUUUGUAAACACGAUUCCUCUUCGACAAACGAGACACUGGAAGACUCCGUAUGCUGGGUGCGCGGUGCGCGAUCGGAAGCCGUGAUCAGUUCUCGCACGAGUGAUUUCGUCCUGCCAGAUACGGGGAAAAAUUAUACAUUUCCACCGGCAAUCAGUGGGAUUGACGAAAUGCGAGCAAUGCUCACGAAAGACAGGAACGCGAAUACCGGUGAAUCGUCAGUGAACCACAAUUGUCGCCCGCAAUCUUUCGACACAAAUGGUGAACAAGAGAAUGAGAGAUCCGUGACAGAUGCUGCACAACUGAAAAAAGUGGAGGGAGAGCACGAUUUGAAAUGUUCAAACAAAAACAACAGCUCAAGUUCUUUAAGCAGAGAGAGUAACAGUGAACCUUCGUACAGCCUGGAACAGCACUUCCUCCCGACCACCGGGAUGAGUUACGUCGAAGAAGUGCUCGAGACUGACGCUGAGAGAGAAGUGACGAAAAUUAAUAAUGAUGUCGAAGAUGAACUUAAAAACAUUGUGAGCAGCAAAGACACUCUCAAAAAGGAACACCUGGGCUACAAUCGGACAGGAUCGAAGAACCAGAGUGUGAGCAGUGUCGCGUUCAAGACGCUUAAAGAAGACGCUCCGAUGGAGAACAUUUGUGUCAGUACUUGCGCGUUGAAAACGCUUUUGAGUGGUCACGGAAUUAUGGAAGACGUUAUAGAAAUGCGCAAAUUAAGUAACACAGAAGUGGAAACUAAUGAAGUGGGACCCCGUUUAACAUCGUUCAGGGAAUCUACUUCCGGUAUCAGUAGGUUCUGUGAGAGUAGAGUUCAGUCGGACCCGGAGCAGCACGGGAGAGACGAAAUGUCGAGACGCGAGACGUGUAGAACAGACGAGCCACAAGCUACGGAGAAAGAUUCCUAUUUCAAGUCGAGAACUAGUGUACGAGUCGAUACGCGUUUCUCACGAACAGGGAACGUCGCGGACGCAGAUUUGUGCGAUACGAGCGUUACUGUGCUAGCCGCGGAGAGGGACGUGGAAACUGGCGAAGACGGGUCGCGCAGCGCUACGCCGACGGAUGAGUGCAGGGGCAGCGACGCGUACCGGGACCCGGCGAAGGACGGGCCGGGCGACGACAGCGACUCUGCCAGCACCAGCGCGUCCACGUCGCUCUUCGGGGGCGUCGUCCGGAGGGCGGAAGCCGCGGCCCGGUCGGCGGCUUCGCCGGGCAGCGCCAGCAGCUGCUCCAGCAGUUCGGAGCUGAUAGCGCCGACCAACAGCUUCGAGGACGUGCCCAGCAGCUCGCGGCGGUCGCCCGUGCGUUACGACGCCAGGGAGACGCUGAACCUCGUCAGGGACCUCAUCUGGAAGGAGAGUACGUACGCGACAUUGCGCCCGGAACACGACACGGAGCUGCCGCCGGCGCUCGGCUCUCAGCAAGGCGCGGGCGAGGAGAGGCAGACCGGCGGACACAGCUCUGCGGAGCGGCCGGCGGAGCGAGCCGGAGCUGCGGCCGACUGCGGGGAACCGCAGUCGCUGUCGGAGCUGUGCAACGGCAGCGGCGUCCGCACCGUGCUGCAGCCCAGGCCACACGUGCGACACCACCGCAGCUCGCAGACGUGCGUCGCGGUGGGGGAGUUCCCCAACAUCCCGGCCGCGGACAGCCUGCAGCGCACGCUCAACACGACCAACCUGAAGGGCACCGGCAGGUCUCCCGCCGCCAGCCCCAAGGGCGGACCGGCCUCUGCGUGGGCGGCGCGACUCCACGCCAGGGCCGCCGCCGCGCCGCCCAGGAGCAGCGCCAACGUGCCGAGCGGCUGGCCGGCGGUGAGUGCGCGCCCCCUAGGGCGGCCCGCCGGAGCCGCAGCGGCUGCCGGCGUGUCGCGCUCUGCCGGCUCGUCGCCGCGGCCGCCGUGCUCCGCCUACACCAGGGAGGCGGCUUCCGCCCGCAGCCACGGCGCCAGCGCCCGCGACCUCACCGUGAGCCGCAGCAAGGACGCCACCGCCGCCGACGCCCUGCUCGCCGACGCCGCCAGCCUCUUCCGCUCCAAGCUGGAGGCCUGCGACCGCAGGCAGGUCCGUAUCUCGGCGGCACCGCCCGCUCUGCUGGGCACAGCGGGGGAGCAGCGGCGCCUGCAGAAGAGCCGGCCGCUGUCGGCCACGCCGCGGCUGUCGGCGCCGGCAGCUGGCGGGCCGCCCACGCUGCUGAGAAUGCUGCGACCCGGGGCCAGGUCUGCCGCUGGGGAGUUCUCGCGCAAUGGACGCCGGCAGCCACUGCAGGAACAGGAUAGCUGGCACCAGCGACAACAGCAGCUGCAACAGCGGCAGAUGCAGCUGCAGCAGCGACAGCAGCAGCUGCAACAGCGCCAGCUACAGCUGCAGCAGAGGCAACAGAUGCAGCAGCGCCAGCAGCUACUGCAGCGACAGCAGCGGCUCCAGCAGACGGCUGGAUGGCAGCAGCGGCUCAACCAUACGCAGGUCACCAAGCCGACCAGCCGGCAACCCACGUCCAGGACGUGCCGCAGCCCCGGCGCUCCCGAGGCGCUCAGCUCGGCCGGCCCGUGUGACGCCACCGCCCCCGCCGCCCCCACCGCCCCCGGUUGCGCGUCGCUGCGGAUGCUGCAGGCGCGGCUGAGGGCCGGGGGCAGCGUGCACCGCGGAGUGGCCGCCGACGAGCCGCCGCCGCCGCAGUGGCUGCCCCGGGAGGCGGAGGCGGAGGCGGACGACGAGGACUGCCGCCGCCCCACCAGGGACCAGCCGCCGCCCCGCGACACCUGCCCGGGGGGCGGCCAUCCCGCACACCUAGGUACGGCCGACACCUGCCCGGGGGGCGGCGAUCCCGCACACCUAGGUACGGCCGACACCUGCCCGGGGGGCGGCCAUCCCGCACACCUAGGUACGGCCGACAGCUCGCCCGUGGCUGUCGAGCCGGCAGAGGCGGAACAGUUGCGAGACGAGGCGCAGGCGGGGUCGCACGACGCACGCGAGCUGAAGGAAGCGGGCGGCGACACUGACAAUUGUCAGGCACCAUCAGAGGCCAAGGGUGGAGCUUCUUACGGGGUUUGUGCUUAUCGUUCAGACAUCUCUUCACUUUUAAGUGCUGACUUUGUAAAUGAAGAUGCUCGCCUCGCCGAUUUACUUCCGGAGCCUUCUACCUUCCUAUUCGUCAACUAUCUCCCGUCGGCACCUGUCAGAGAAAGAGAUGAGGAAGAUUUCAUUCGCGAAAUCAUGUUAUCCGGCCAGGGAGAUGUAUUCGCAGGUUCUUUCGAUACAUUACUACUCCCACGCUGCGUCGACGAAACGCGAGUAUGCGAUCUUAGGAAGUCUCCCGAUGGAGAGACGUUGGUCAAAGUGGAAUCGGAGCAUCUAAUUGAGCCCCCAGCUGAAUUCUGCGGCGACGCGAAAGACGGUGACGGGGGCGACACGGAACUUUCGUCUCAGUCACCAGAGGGGAGCGACUGCCCCAGUGUUUCUUCACCGGCAGGAGAUGAACCUGAAGUCAUUCACACUGGUGACGCAGGCUCGAAAGCGACGUGCAUUGGAAUUUCCGGCGAUUCGUCCAUACAGACACGCGGCGAAACUGAUACGAGCGACAACGUGGCAACUGCAGGGGACGUCGAUAAGCUCGCAGAAACUGUAGGGACGAGCAGCGAGAGUGGGACGGACGUCUACCACCUGGACGAGGAUAACGCCAGUCUCAGUCACUCCAGCUGCAGCGACGUUUCCAGCAGAGAGUCUACGUCGAUCGUCGAUAGUGGACGAACUUCGGAGAAUCUCACCGAGGGGCAAAAUCACGUAGCGGAAGAAAACCCACUUCGCGAGAAUGAUUGCGCGCUAUUUUGCUGCGGUUUGUGCACCAUUCAGACGACCCCACUGAAUGUGGAUAGGACAAAUACAGCCUGUACGUUUGUUGCUGACAGCUGCUCACCACAAGAGACUGACCUUCGAAAUAAGUGCAGCAAUGAUGAAACGAAUGCCGCAACUGGAGAAACAGCUGCAAGCGAGGGUAGCAACUUCAUGGAUAACUCUUGUACCGUGCCUCCCAAACAGCCGUCUCGCCUGAGCGUUGGCAAUGUCAGUAGGGAUGAAUGCAGUGCAGCUGACAGUCACGUGGAACAGCAGGUAAAGUCUGAGGAGAGAGCAAAUGAUAGCGAAAGAGAUGUAGCAGGCGUACGCCAAGAUCAGAACGACAUCGACAAUCAUGAGAAACCACCGUCUUGUAGCGCGCUUCCCGUCACAUAUUCUCUUGUGAUGCUCUGCGAUGAAGCUACGAGCAGUGGCUCUACUGCCGACAAGCCAGUUCGAGACAGUACGGACUUUGCUGAAUCGAAUAUACUUACAACUGAAGAAAAUGAAGAUGACAACAAAACAAUUAUGUCGUCUUCCUUUACGCCGCCUUGUGAGUCACUUACUCCGACACAGACCAGUGAAUAUACAGACUGUGGCAACACAACUGAGAAUACCAUGGGAUGUCCGACUGAAGACAGGGGAAGUCGAAACGACUGUAAAACAGACAUAGACAAUAUGGUCGGAAAAAUAUCCGUGAACCUUGCCGACAAACAGUCGCUUUCCUCGCUUUUCAGCCAAGGGUCUUCACAGACGCUUUGGUACACAAGUACAGAUGACGAAUGUACAACGGACACUAACGCUGUGCCUAAGACUGUAAUUCAAGAUGAAUGUGGGAAAAGGGUGCCGUGUACUGUCGAUGCUUAUGGUUACGAAACAGAUCCUUGUUUGAAACAGAAUAUAUUGGUAGAUGGCUCACGGUGUGAGAAGUAUCUGACCGACGUUGGUAUGGUCGCCACGGAAGAUAAAACUAACGGCUAUGAAGACAAUAACAGUAAUGCGGACAUUGUGUCACGAGAUUUACAGGGCGAAGAUAGUUUUCGUGAUGCGGAGGAUGACAGUACAACCAUUAAUUCAUUGAAUAACGACGAUCUUACGGAUGCAUCGUCUGUAUCUGAUCCGUUUUCCUCAGUGCAGUUCUUCUCUGACAGUGAUGAAGCACCUUCGACGUCUGUAGAAGGCACUGCUACAGCACGUCGGCUGCCAGCGGAACCCAGCACCGAUUACGUCAACGAAUGUUUUAAUCAGCUUUUUCUGAAUUUCGUCAGGUCGCCGGAAGUGUGCGCGUUACGCGAUAAUUCUAACGAGGAAGUCAACAGUACCGAUAUUAGCAACAACGUUUCUUCCGAAGUAAAUGAAAAAAUGAUACCAACGGACACUGAGGAGACAUCUUGUGCAACUGCGUCAGCUGCUCGUGCGCCGGAAACAUGGUCGACGGAGACAAAUGAUGCCCAGCAAACUCAGGUUGUCGAUGUAAUUACCUCGGCCACGUCGUGGGUGACGGUCUCGACCGUAAGUUCCUUCGAAUUACCAGCAGACUCAAGCACAUCGUCUCUGAACAUACGUUGUACCCAAAAUGAGGUGGACAAUAGUCAGGAACACGUGGGAAAUUCCUCGGAUGAUGCUGAAGGCACCCCAGACGUGACAGCGUACGAAAGCUACUCUGCACGUUCCGCUGGAUUACCCGUUAAAUCAAACAUCUCGUCUCUGGUCAUAACUGGCGCUAAAAUUAGGAUGGAAAAUACUGCAGAAGAAGUGAUAAGUUCCUCGAAUAAUGAAGAACGCUUCAGGGACCCCGCAGCAGACGCAAACUACACCGUACAUGCCUCUGAAUUAGCAACUGAAGCAAACAUCUCGUCUCUGGUCGUAGCUGGCAUCCAAAAUAAGGCAGAGGUUAAGGCAGAAGACGUUGGAACUUCCUCCGAUAAUGCUGAAGGUAUCGUAGACGCAGAGGCAGACGAAAGCUGUACCAUACAGUCCUGUGAAUUAGCAACUGAAAAAAACAUCUCGUGUCUGGUCGCAGGUGUCAUCUUAAAUAAGGCAGAGGUUAAGGCAGAAGACGUUGGAACUUCCUCGGAUAAUGCUGAACGCAUCCUAGACGCAGAGGCAGACGAAAGCUGUACCAUACAGCCCUGUGAAUUUGCAUUUGAAGCCGAAAUCUCGUCUCUGGAUGUAGCUGACAUCCAAAAUAAGGAAGAGGUUAAUGUAGAAGAUGUGGUAAGGUCCUCGGACCAUGCUGAACGCAUCGUAGACGUAGAGGAAGUCAUAAACUGCACUAUAGAUUCCCAUGAAGUUCAAGCAAUCACCUCGUAUCUAGCCAUAGUUGGUGUUCAAACUGUCAUAGAAAAUGUGGAAAAUUCCUUGGAUAGUGCAGAACGCAUCCGGGAUACGGCGGCAGGCGGAAGCUCUACCAUGUGUUUCUCUGAAUUAGCAGAAGAAACAAACAUCUCUCCUCCAAUUGUAGAUGGCACAGAAAAUCGGGUAGAGAUUAAUGCAGAAAAUGUCGAAAGUUCCUCGGAUAACGCUGAUGACCUCCAAGAUACGAGGACACAUGAAAACUAUAUCACAGCUUCCCCUGAAUUACCAGUUGAAGCAAACGUAGGAGGUGCCCAUAAUAACUUAGAGAAUAUCGUAGCACACGUGGAACAUCCCUCAGGUAGUGCUGGAAGCAUCGGACAUACGACGGCAUGCGAAAGCCACACAUUGGAAAACGACACUGUGUCUGGAAAGGAAGAUGAUGGACCCUGUGCAGGUGUUAGUAACGAAGAGAUUUCGGGAGAAAUUCCCUUAGGGGAACCAUCCACUUCUUGGGAGACCCUCUCAGUGCACAGCAGCACAACGGACGAAGACUCAGCGGAUAACACGAGGGAGUCAGCUGUCACCACACAACCACAACAAAGGCGGAGGCGGUACAGGAGGGACGUGCACUGGAGGGCGGCCAGGGCGGAGGCGGUGGAGGACGAGAGCCGCGCGUACGACCUGAUGCUGGCGUCGCCCGACGUCGAGGUGCGCCUGUGCGAGGCGCUCUCCCACUCCGAGAGCGAGCAGCCGCUGCUGCCCACAGGGUCGCGGGUGGCAGCCCUGGGCAGCGUGGGAGGGCCGGACGCCGAGGUGCUGGUGGCGGCGCUGGCCGGCGUCGCAUUGGCGGACGCCGACGCCCGCGCCGACGACGCGGCCGACAUCCUCUACGGCAGCAGGGACCUGCACAGCGCGGCGGUGGAGGCGGCGGUGGCGUGCGUCGUGGACUCGGAGCUGCGCGACCUGUCGGCGCUGUACGUGCAGCGGCUGGGCGGCUGUCUGCUCGUGUCCGGGGAGCAGGAGCAGCAGCAGCCGCGGCCGUGUGGCGACACCUGCCAGGCGCCCACGCUGCCAGGAGACGAUGAAGCCUCGCCGCGUGCAUCGCCAUCGAUCACUCCUCCAGCGUCCCCGCCGCCACCUGCACCAGGGCUUCAGGACACACCCAGCAGUUGCAGUCUCCACGAGGGCGCAGUCGCAGACGCCUCGGCAGAGCGCGCGCGCUCGCACGCCAUCGCCACGCUGCUCACCGUCUGCCUCUUCCUGGCCGCCUACAGCAGCUGCCGGCUGAUCGACCCCAACCAGCACGUGUCGUAGCGGCGCCACACCCCUCUACGACACUUCAUGACUGCCGGAAGAGGGGCAGCUAGUCCUACAGCAUUUUUCCAGUCGAAGAUGGCCAAAUAUGGAACUCAGAGGUCUGUGACGUCGAGCCGGGAAAUGACCAUCAAAAUAAAAGAGUUAAUAAAGGAACCCCUUUAUUAUUUCCACAAAGUGUUUGUUAAGUGGUAUUAUAAUCAUACUAUGUGUAUUUGUGUUCUGAAGCUGCAAAAAAAGGAUCAAAAUAAGACAUAUGAAGCAACAGAUGCGAAAGUGUUUGCGAUUCUUACAGUGCUGCAAGCGUUCAGUGACUGUUUCGAUUGAACAUCACAUUCUAAAUUAUUUUUUUAAAGUUGUCCAUUAUUGUCAUUACUUGAAUGUUUUAUUAACAAUGGUGAACUGAUCGAAUCAUUUUAUACAGUACAUUUUUCAGUCAGUUGCUCAAAGUAAAUUGAGGAGAAAGACUGAUGAUGGUUUGUCUUCACCCAUCAUCAGG
Molecule: messenger RNA, 9496 nt
Organism: Schistocerca gregaria
Lineage: Eukaryota; Metazoa; Arthropoda; Insecta; Orthoptera; Acrididae
Exons: 13
Coding region: 1-8997 (2998 amino acids)
Source: RefSeq, a predicted model, not a curated record